AUGGCGAUGAGGUUUAAUAAUUAUGCGCCGAGCUCGAAUAUGAUGCUGAAUGCUGAGGCGAGUUUGAAGGCAAUGAGUCUUCUCGACGAAUUGAAAGGAAUCGUGAUCGACCAACAACGAGGAAUCCGCGAGCGGGACACGAAGCUCGCCACUCUUCAGCAGCAAUACGAUGCGCUCAACACUUCCUACUGGACGAUCAUGCAAAAAGUCCGCAGCUACGAUCAUCUAUUCGGAAUCUUGACGAAUAACGCGAAGAAUGCCGCUUCUUCCUCGCUGAAUGGAAUCACCAAUCCUCCUCAAAACGGGACAAGUUCCGUCCCAACUCCGAGCCCAAGCCUUCCUCAGACCGACGAAAGUCAGGCGGAUGUCACAAAUGUCAAAGAAAGCAAAGAAGAAGCACAGGAGACGGAAACCAAGCCAGAAAGCUUGCCUGUUGGGAUGGGAACACCAGGACUUAAUCCUGCUCUCUUUUCCUUGGCCAAUUCCUUCGCUCUCGACAGAUUCGCUGGUGUCUCGAUGAUGAAUCUUGGCUCAUUCAAUUCCGAUCUCUCUCCCGACAAAGCCUCAAAGCUCAAGAUGAAGUCUCCUUCCAAGUCAACUGUCAAACUCGAGGGCCAAACCAAACCGUACACCUGCAAAGUCUGCGGCAGAAGAUUCACUGAUCGCUCAAAUUGCAUCAAACACCAGUUUAUCCACACAGGAUUGAAACCGUUUGAGUGCCCACACUGCAACAAGCGAUUUCGAAGAAAGGACCACUUGAACUCUCACUGCAAAUCGCAGCAUGGCGAAGAGGCUUUUCCACCAGGAGUCCCUGCCCCUCGCCUCUCCAUCGUCGCCGCCACUUCCCAGUUGCCAAACAUCAUCGGAAACCUUCACAACUCCUCCUUGCUCUCCAAUGGCUCGCAAAAUCUGACAAACGGAAACGGGAUAAGCUCGGAACAGUGCUCGAUCGAAAUCAACGAGGACUCAAACGAGGGUAGUCUUGAAGAGCCAUCGCCAAAGAAGAUCAAGAUGGAGGAAACCAAUUGCUUUGAUGAGGAGGAACUUACCAUCGAUGAACUCGGAGAAAACGAUGAAAACGUGGCAAUUGAACCAGCUGAAGUCGACACUAAACCUGCCUUUUCCAAGGAAAUUUACGAUAAGAUCAUGAACGAGUAA
Messenger RNA from Oikopleura dioica, 1158 nucleotides. NCBI's taxonomy places the organism in Eukaryota, Metazoa, Chordata, Appendicularia, Copelata, Oikopleuridae. The record is from the annotation of a GenBank genome assembly.